This is a messenger RNA of Camelina sativa (false flax), 1986 nucleotides long. Its product is annotated as proteinaceous RNase P 3. Gene Ontology annotation, molecular function: protein binding; ribonuclease P activity. NCBI's taxonomy places the organism in Eukaryota, Viridiplantae, Streptophyta, Magnoliopsida, Brassicales, Brassicaceae. The record is from RefSeq and is a predicted model, not a curated record. Gene Ontology annotation, biological process: tRNA 5'-leader removal.
AUAUGGAAAAGCUAUGAAAUUAAAAAAACCUUCACUGCCUUCUUCUUUGCUCUACGCCGUGCCGCCUUGUCUCUCUCAAACUCGCUUACCCUAUCGAGCCAUUCCUCGCAGGUUAGCUUCUUCGGCCAAUACUGCUUUGACCUUUCCUUCUGGGGUAAGGGUUUCAUCAUCCACAUUCGUUAAUACAAAGCUUGUAACAUUAAGAAACCGACCUGUUAAUUUGCACAUAUACUGUUCUAUGGCUGGUACUGAUAAACGCCGCUCUUGCCACCACGACGAAAGCCCUACAAAACCAAACAAGAAGAAGAAGGGAGGUCGUAAUCCAGAGAAGAAUCUCCUUAUCAAUCUUCAUUCUUGUUCCAAGUCCAAGAACUUCUCAGCUGCGUUGGCUCUAUAUGAUGCAGCUAUCACUUCAAGUGACAUCCGCCUCAGCCAGCAACACUUUCAAAGCCUUCUUUACCUCUGCUCUGCGUCCAUUAGUGACCCGUCUCUUCAAACCCUUGCCAUCGAUCGUGGCUUCCAAAUUUUUGAUCGUAUGGUUAGUUCCGGGGUAAGUCCUAAUGAGUCCUGCGUCACUGCAGUGGCACGACUAGCUGCUGCCAAAGGUGACGGUGAUUAUGCUUUCAAGCUUGUCAAGGACAUUGUUGCUGUCGGCGGUGUAUCUGUCCCUCGUCUGAGAACUUAUUCUCCAUCUUUGCUCUGUUUCUGUGAGAGUAUGGAGGCUGAAAAGGCUUAUGAAGUGGAAGACCACAUGGAUGCUUCAGGUAUUGUGUUGGAGGAGGCAGAGAUCGCGGCUUUGCUGAAGGUAAGCGCUGCCACGGGGAGAGAAAAGAAGGUUUAUAAGUAUUUGCAUAAAUUAAGAGAAUGUGUUGGCUGCGUUAGUGAAGAGACUUCAAAAAUUAUCGAGGAAUGGUUCUGUGGAGAGAAAGCUAGUGAGGUUUGUGCUAAUGGGAUUGGUUCUGAUAUUGAGCUGCUUAGAGCCGCUGUUUUGAAGAAUGGGGGUGGGUGGCAUGGUCUUGGGUGGGUAGGGGAAGGCAAAUGGACUGUGAAGAAAGGUAGUGUUAGUCCAGCCGGGAAAUGCUUGAGCUGUGACGAGCAUUUGGAUUGUGUAGAUACGAAUGAGUUAGAGACUGAAAAUUUUGUGGAUUCUUUGGUGGCUUUGGCUGUGGAGAGGAAGGCGAAGAUGAAUUCAUGUGAGCCAAUGGCGGACUUCAGCGAGUUUCAGGAGUGGCUUGAAAAGAAUGGAGAUUACGAAGCUAUAGUAGAUGGAGCAAAUAUUGGACUCUACCAACAAAAUUUUGCAGAUGGUGGUUUCAGUCUACCACAGCUUGAAGCGGUAGUGAAGGAGCUUUACAAUCAAAGUGGUAACAAAAAGCAGCCGCUAAUUCUGUUGCACAAGAAACGGGUCAAUGCGCUUUUAGAUAGCCCGAAUCACCGGAAUUUGGUGGAAGAAUGGAUUAAUAACAAUGUCCUAUACGCGACUCCACCAGGUUCCAAUGAUGAUUGGUAUUGGCUCUAUGCUGCCGCUAAACUGAAGUGUUUACUUGUGACUAACGAUGAGAUGAGAGAUCACAUUUUUGAACUAUUAAGUAACAGUUUUUUCCAAAAAUGGAAAGAAAGACAUCAAGUUCGGUUUACCUUUGUCAAAGGUUGCCUGAAACUUGAAAUGCCUCCUCCCUUUUCAGUUGUGAUCCAGGAAUCCGAGAAAGGAUCAUGGCACGUUCCAAUAACGUGCCUAAACGAUGAGGAAUCUUUGAGAAGCUGGAUUUGCAUUACAAGGCAGAGUGUAUAGAUUGAAUCACUCUAUUUGUCGAAGUCAUCAUCAUCAUUUGACCAAUUUUUGAAGAUUAUGUUGAAGGAGUAAAGUCUCCACCGUACGAUGUUAGAAGUCAGAACAGUUUUAGUUUUAGAACUCAGAAAGAAUGUUUUAUAAAGGUUUUGGAUCUUCUUUUCGUAAAAUUUGGUUCAACACAACAAGUUACAUCA